Nicrophorus vespilloides is the source of this 655-nucleotide messenger RNA. RefSeq names its product short neuropeptide F (gene sNPF). The annotation marks the transcript as partial. The transcript is spliced from 2 exons. The record is from RefSeq and is a predicted model, not a curated record. NCBI's taxonomy places the organism in Eukaryota, Metazoa, Arthropoda, Insecta, Coleoptera, Silphidae.
ACAGCAUACGCGAUCUGUACGAGCUGCUCCUGCAGAAGGAGGCGAUCGAGGAACGCAUUGGUGCCCAUCAGGUGGCCAGGAAAUCUGGACGCUCUCCGUCUCUGCGACUCAGGUUCGGACGCAGAUCCGACCCCAGUCUCAUUCAGGCGUCUCCCUACAUGCUGUCCGCCGCUCAGGACGCAGCAGAGAUCGCUAAUUAGGGAUGCUGCAUCUUAAGAUCAACCAACUCUUCCCGACUUUAGAACAGAAACCAACCCACGCCCUGACUACAACCAACAACUACAGCAGACACCGACCCACACCCAGUCACAUAAACAUACACACAAAAAACACGUACACUUCAACGAGGAUCUCUUCUGCGUUGACCAAAUAGCAACCGACUCAUCUUGGAAACAAAAAAACAACAACACAAAGGAUUCAACAUGCCUGGUUCUUCGACCCCCAACCCCUUAUCUUCUUAGCUAUUCUCGCAUUAUUGUAACCUGUAAUCGAAGUAUAUUGUAAAUGACACUAGUCAGCAUGCGUAAUUUCUAUAUAGUAUUAGAUGUGUAUUCUUUACUCUUUCGUUGAUGUUUAACUUUAGCUCACCGACGAAGAGGAGUACGUUUGGUUUGGUUCUCAAUAAUAUUGGACGAAUAAACUCUUAAUGCAUUCA